Haliaeetus leucocephalus (bald eagle) is the source of this 3688-nucleotide messenger RNA. RefSeq names its product kinesin light chain 1 (gene KLC1). Gene Ontology annotation, cellular component: membrane-bounded organelle; cytoplasm; kinesin complex. Gene Ontology annotation, molecular function: kinesin binding. The transcript has 15 exons. Lineage: Eukaryota; Metazoa; Chordata; Aves; Accipitriformes; Accipitridae. Gene Ontology annotation, biological process: axo-dendritic transport. The record is from RefSeq and is a predicted model, not a curated record. Bases 1 to 1914 code for a protein of 637 amino acids.
AUGUAUGAAAACAUGUCCACAAUGGUGUAUUUAAAGGAAGAGAAGUUGGAGAAGCUUACUCAAGAUGAAAUCAUUGCCAAAACUAAGCAAGUGAUUAAUGGACUAGAGGCACUGAAGAAUGAACACAACUCAAUUUUACAGAGCUUACUAGAAACACUGAAAUGUUUGAAGAAAGAUGAUGAAACUAAUCUGGUUGAAGAAAAAUCAAACAUGAUUCGAAAGUCACUGGAAAUGCUGGAGCUUGGCCUUAGUGAAGCACAGGUAAUGAUGGCCUUGUCAAAUCACUUAAAUGCAGUGGAGUCAGAGAAGCAGAAAUUGCGUGCUCAGGUUCGCCGGCUAUGCCAGGAAAAUCAGUGGCUACGGGAUGAACUAGCCAAUACACAACAGAAAUUACAGAAAAGUGAACAAUCUGUGGCUCAACUGGAGGAAGAGAAGAAACAUCUAGAAUUCAUGAAUCAAUUAAAAAAAUAUGACGAUGAUAUUUCACCAUCAGAGGAUAAAGAUACGGAUUCCACCAAAGAGCCUUUGGAUGACUUAUUUCCCAAUGAUGAAGAUGACCAAGGACAAGGAAUUCAACAGCAGCAUAGCAGUGCAGCAGCUGCUGCCCAACAAGGUGGCUAUGAAAUUCCAGCAAGAUUAAGGACACUUCAUAAUCUUGUUAUUCAGUACGCUUCCCAAGGUAGAUAUGAGGUUGCUGUACCUCUCUGUAAACAAGCUCUUGAAGAUCUGGAGAAGACUUCAGGUCAUGAUCAUCCUGAUGUUGCCACUAUGUUGAACAUACUUGCUUUGGUGUACAGAGACCAGAACAAAUACAAAGAUGCAGCAAAUCUCCUGAAUGAUGCCUUGGCUAUCCGUGAAAAGACUUUGGGCAAAGAUCAUCCAGCGGUGGCAGCAACUCUAAACAAUCUUGCAGUACUUUAUGGUAAACGGGGAAAGUACAAAGAAGCUGAACCAUUGUGUAAGCGAGCUCUGGAAAUCAGAGAAAAGGUCCUGGGGAAAGAUCACCCUGAUGUUGCCAAACAAUUAAAUAACCUGGCUUUACUAUGUCAGAACCAGGGUAAAUAUGAGGAGGUUGAAUACUACUAUCAGAGGGCACUGGAAAUUUACCAAACUAAGCUAGGACCAGAUGAUCCAAAUGUUGCAAAAACAAAGAAUAACCUGGCAUCCUGCUAUCUAAAACAGGGCAAAUUUAAGCAAGCGGAAACUUUAUACAAAGAGAUUCUUACUCGUGCUCAUGAACGGGAAUUUGGCUCUGUAGAUGAUGAAAAUAAGCCUAUUUGGAUGCAUGCAGAAGAGAGGGAAGAAUGCAAAGGAAAGCAAAAAGAUGGCACAUCUUUUGGAGAGUAUGGUGGCUGGUACAAAGCUUGCAAAGUUGACAGUCCAACAGUAACAACUACCUUAAAGAACCUUGGGGCACUUUACAGACGACAGGGCAAAUUUGAAGCUGCUGAAACAUUAGAAGAGGCAGCAAUGAGGUCUCGUAAACAGGGUCUUGACAAUGUUCAUAAACAGAGAGUUGCUGAAGUGCUGAAUGACCCUGAGAGCAUAGAAAAAAGGCGAAGCCGAGAAAGCCUCAAUGUUGAUGUGGUAAAGUACGAGAGUGGUCCUGAUGGAGGCGAGGAAGUGAGUAUGAGCGUAGAAUGGAAUGGGGAUGGCACUGGAUCUUUAAAACGCAGUGGUUCCUUUAGCAAACUUCGUGCUUCCAUUAGACGGAGCAGUGAGAAGCUGGUUAGAAAGCUGAAGGGAGGAAGUUCACGGGACAGUGAACCAAAGAAUCCAGGCAUGAAGCGUGCCAGUUCUCUGAAUGUUCUUAACAUGGGUGGCAAGGCUACUGAAGAUCAUUUUCAAGAACGAAAUAAUUGUCUGACAGACUCAAGAGCUCUGAGUGUCAGUCAUACUGAUUUGGCGCAUUGAGAUUCUUGGACAGAAGCUAGCUAAUAUUCCUUUGUGAAUAAAGAAGCACUGAGACCUUCAAAGCUUUGGUUCCUCAUCAUUAUGUAUAGGAACAUCUAGUUUGUAGACUUUUGGGUUUUUUUCCUCCAAUGGACUGCUGUUUUUACUUUUCUAAAUAGGGACAAUUUUAAACACAGCAUUAGUGGGUAUUUUCUUCUACAGGAAAACUAUAUAGAUAUAUAUUGCUCAUUGCACUGCUCCCAUUCAUGCUACUUAAAGUUGAUUUCUUUAAUACAUCUGAAUAUUACAGCAGCCAAAAAAAUUUAAAAAUACAAACAUAUUUAAAGCAUACCAAAAUGCAAACGUGUUUGAAAAUGCAGGCAAAAUUAAAUGCGUAGUGCUAAAUAUAUACAGUGCUGGAAUGAGAAAAGGAUAAAUUUAUGCGCAUUACUGUAUAAAUUCAGAUUGAGCAUACUGUAUUGGUGGGGCUUUCCUUUGCACCACUGAUUAAUGUUAGAAACCUUAGCUGGCAAAACAGCACUUAGACAUGGCUUACUGAACCACUAGAUCAAGCUGUUAAAUUUUACAGAAGAGAUGGUUGGGGUUACAUUACAUACAGAUAGCGUGAAUAGCAAUACCUGUGACCAGAACUUUGAUGCUUGUUGAUAUACGUCUUAGGGCACAAUAGGCGAUAGAGACAGGACAGUUCAUGUUGAUCAGGAGAAAUGGAAAUUGUUUUGACCUUUGCGUUGUAUGGUUGAAGAAUACUGAAGUUUUGGACUGCAACUGUCCCAGAGCAGCUGCUGUUGCUCUUAGGGAGACAUCAAGCCUCAGGUUGACUUUCUUGCUUGUCCACUGGAAUUCACAAUCCCAUUCUCUGUAUGCUGAAAGUGCUCCAACAUUUCCUUAUGCUUAUCCCAAAUCCUGCUUUUCUCCGUAAUAGCCGAUGACAGCAGAAGCAGGCAACUGCACGCUAGGCUGUUACACUGUGGAGUAGCUGCUGUGCAAAGGACCACUCAAAUCCUAAGGGCCCCAGUGGAAGCACUAGAUGGCUGUAAGUGGCAAGCAACUCGUUUGACCACACAUCCAUGUUAAAUCUACUUACGGUUAAUAUAUAUGCUGUCUGUAUACAGGACUGCUGCUGGAACAAAGUAUGUAUGUUUUAAGUAUUUUAUAGAUGCUAGUAUUUCCUUUUGCUUUUCUGUAAAGCUUGUAAUUUUGUUCAUCUUUUGUAAAAAUUCUUAUUCAUGUGAAGCUGGAUGAGAAAGUAAAAAAAAACCAACCAGUGUGUGUACAAAUGUAUUUGUGGUCAUAGUUGUGAGUUGGAAAAUGCCGAACAAAAUUAACUUUGGGAAAAGCUGGAAUAUUCAUUCAAGGUUAGCACCAACUGAUGGAGGUAAAACAUAGUGACAUAAGCAAGUUUUAAUAUUUGAACAAGGUGUGAAGAGUCAUUAGAAUUAGUACUUCGUAGAAGUAUUUGAGUGGCUUUGCAUCUGGUCUUAAGUUGUGUUACAAUACCUGAUGCAAAAAGUUGUAUAUGUAAUGCACUUGACUAUGUUUACCAGGAGGUACCUUAUUAGCAUCUCUUUAAAGCAAGCUGUGUAUGGUAUAACUGCCAUAAAGACAGUUUAGAAAUGGUGAGAUAUGAUGCUGCUAAUAUGUAGAAGUUUUAGCACAGAGUAGUGCAAUUCAUUAAAGAACUUGAGCAAGAACAGAUUGUUGCUCAGUUAUCUUAACAAUAUAUACUCAUAAUGUAGACUCUAGAGUUUUAAUCUUUUUAUUAAGAGCUUUUUAU